AAUCCCAAAACAAACACUUUCCUCAUUUAAUUCACCACCACCACCAAGAUUCCAAACCCACAAAUUUUCCCUCCAUCAUCAAUUCACACACACACACACUCAACUGAAGCAAGAACCUUCUGUUCAUCUUCUUGCAUGAAUCAUCACCACCCCCACUGCUUCUCAGCCAUGCAGCCGCCGACAUCUUCUCUCUCUCCAUUCUCGCUCCUCCUCCUCCUCCUCCUCCUCUCCUCAAUCCUCCACCCCUCUCUCGCUCUAAACCAAGAGGGCCAAAUCCUGCUGGCGGCCAAGCUCCCCCUCCCCGGCUGGUCCGCCGCCGCCGCCACCCCCUGCAACUGGACCGGCGUCGCCUGCGACUCCCGCGGCUCCGUCGCCUCGCUCGCCCUCGACGGCGCCUCCCUCGCCGGUUCCUUUCCCAUCUCCCUCUGCAGCCUCCCUUCUCUCUCUAACCUCUCUCUCUCCAACAACUACCUCAACUCGUCGCUCCCCGCCGCCAUCUCCGCCUGCCGGAAUCUCGCCACCCUCGACCUCUCCCAGAAUCUGCUCGUGGGCCCCCUCCCGCCCUCCCUCUCCGACCUCCCUUUUCUCAGGUACCUUAAUCUCGAGGGAAACAGUUUCUCCGGCGAGAUUCCGCCGUCUUUCGGCGGUUUCCGGCGGCUCGAAACCCUAAUUCUCACCGAGAAUCUCCUCAGCGGCGCCAUUCCGGCGGCUCUCGGCAACAUCACCACUCUCAAAAAGCUAGUCCUUGCCUACAAUCCAUUCUUCCAAAGCCCAAUUCCACCGGAGCUAGGCAACCUCACUAACUUGGAGGAGCUCUGGCUGAGCGACUGCAGCCUCACGGGCUCGAUCCCCUCGAGCUUCGGCCGGCUGCAGCGCCUCCGGAACCUGGACCUCUCCGAUAACGUGCUGUCCGGGCCGAUACCGAGCCACAUUGUGGAGCUCAUUAGCAUAGAGCAAAUGGAGCUCUACAACAACUCAUUUAGUGGCCCAUUGCCUCAUCUAGGAUGGUCUAAUCUGACUAAAUUAAGAAGAUUCGAUGCAUCGAUGAAUCAUUUGAGUGGGAUCAUCCCAUUUGAGCUCUGCGGCUUGCCCCUCGAGUCGCUCAACUUGUUCCAGAACGAGCUCGAGGGGAUGAUCCCCGAGAGCAUCACCAGAUCGAAGAACUUGUACGAGCUGAAGCUGUUUGGGAAUCCCCUCACUGGCUUGCUGCCGAGGGAGCUUGGCAAGAACUCGGCCUUGCAGAUUAUAGACGUGUCGUACUGCAAUCUCACCGGUGGGAUCCCGGAGUUCCUGUGCUGGAAUGGUGCUCUUGAGGAGCUGGUCUUGAUAUACAACGCGUUCUCGGGGAGUAUCCCUGCGAGUCUUGGAAAAUGCAGGACCCUGCAGAGGGUUAGGUUUCGUGGGAACGGGUUCUCCGGGGAGGUUCCGGGUGAGUUUUGGGGGCUGCCUGAUGUCUACCUGCUCGACCUCGAUGGGAACUCGUUCUCAGGAGGCGUGUCCCCGUUGAUUGCAGGGGCGAGGAACCUGUCCACGCUGUCAAUCUCGAGCAACAGAUUCUCCGGGAGCUUACCGCGUGAGAUUGGAUCUUUGGAUGCCUUGAUUCAGCUCUCUGCGCGUAACAACGAGCUCAGUGGCGAAAUCCCGAACUCCAUUGUGAAUUUGAGGCAGCUUGGGAGUCUUGAUCUAAGCAACAAUGGUAUUUCUGGUGGAAUACCUAAUGGAAUUCACCAUCUAAAGCAGUUGAAUGAGCUUAACUUGGCUCAAAAUAGGCUAUCUGGUCCCAUCCCUGAUGAAAUUGGGAGCUUACCUGUGCUGAACUAUCUUGAUCUUUCGCGUAACGGAUUAUCCGGGGUGAUCCCGUUGUCGUUGCAGAAUUUGAAGCUCAAUAAGCUGAAUUUGUCGAGCAAUCUGCUCACGGGGAACGUGCCUCCUCUCUUUGCUAGUGAGGUUUACCGCGAUAGCUUUCUUGGGAACCCGGGGCUCUGCAGCGACGCCUCUGGUGCGUGCAGUGUGGGUGUGAGUGAGCACGUUCGGGUCUUCUCGUGGAUGCUGAGGUCCAUCUUUGCUGCAGCUGCGUUUGUCCUCCUUGUUGGCGUGGUUUGGUUCGUGUUCAAGUACAGGAGGCUGGAGAGGAUGAGGAACGGAGCUGAUUUAACCAAGUGGACGUCGUUCCACAAGCUGGGGUUCAGCGAGUUUGAGAUCACGGAUUGCUUGAAGGAGGCGAACGUGAUUGGGAGAGGCGCCUCGGGGAAGGUCUACAAGGUGGUGCUGAGCAACGGGGAGGCCGUUGCUGUGAAGAAGCUGCACGAGAGGGACGGGGGCAGCUUCAUGAGCAGCAACGACAACAGCAGCAGCCUUGAUUCGGAUAGUGAUGGGUUUGAGGCGGAGGUGGAGACGUUGGGGAGGAUACGGCACAAGAACAUAGUCCGGCUGUGGUGCUGCUGCAGCGCGAGGAGGUGCAAGCUCUUGGUUUACGAGUACCUCCCCAACGGGAGCCUAGGCGACCUACUGCACAAGGGCACGAAGAAGUUGUUGGGCUGGCCAACGAGGUUCAAGAUCGCGUUGGAUGCUGCCGAGGGGCUCUCGUACCUGCACCACGACUCCGUGCCCCCGAUAGUCCACAGAGACGUGAAGUCGAACAACAUAUUGCUCGAUCAUGAGUUCGGAGCUAAGAUUUCCGAUUUCGGAGUUGCCAAAGUGGUGAAGACAGCCAGCAAUGGUGUUGAGUCCAUGUCUGUUAUUGCUGGCUCUUGCGGCUACAUUGCACCCGAAUACGCGUACACGCUGCGUGUGAACGAGAAGAGCGACAUAUACAGCUUCGGGGUGGUGCUGCUCGAGCUCGUGACCGGGAGGCCGCCCGUGGAUCCCGAAUACGGGGAGAAGGACUUGGUGUCGUGGGUCCGGGCCACGUUGGAGUCGAAAGGGACUAGCCACGUGGUCGACCCGGAGCUCGACUCGGGGUUCGAGGAGCACAUCUGCAGGGUUCUUGAUGUUGGGCUGCUCUGCACUAGCUCCCUCCCCAUCAAUCGCCCUUCAAUGCGUAGGGUUGUGAUUAUGCUGCAAGAGUUGGGUGCUAAUAUGCCUAAUUUGAAAGAAAAGGAGGCCAACAUUUUCACUACAUUUGACAAGAAUUUGGGAUAAAAAAACCGAAGGUUUCAUUUGAAUUUAGUCUAGUUUUAGACAUUGUGAUGAACAUAGAUUAUGUUUUAGAUUAGAUGAUAUGGAUUAUCAAUUGGUGAGUUUUGAUGUUUUUUUUAAAUCCGAAUUUAAGCACUAAUGUGAUAUUAUAAAAUAUUAUGAAACA
Messenger RNA from Salvia miltiorrhiza (redroot sage), 3304 nucleotides. RefSeq names its product receptor-like protein kinase HSL1. The record is from RefSeq and is a predicted model, not a curated record. Gene Ontology annotation, biological process: protein phosphorylation. Gene Ontology annotation, cellular component: plasma membrane. NCBI's taxonomy places the organism in Eukaryota, Viridiplantae, Streptophyta, Magnoliopsida, Lamiales, Lamiaceae. The coding region runs from base 136 to 3141 and encodes 1001 amino acids. Gene Ontology annotation, molecular function: protein kinase activity; protein binding; ATP binding. The transcript is spliced from 3 exons.